CCGGCGGGAGAGGAAGCGGCGCUGGUGCCUGGGCGGGCGGGGCGGCGGCUGCCAUUCCUCUGCUCGGCGGCCGCCCCCGCCCCCUCCGCCCCUUCCUGGCCGCGGCGAGAGGAGCUGUGCUGGCAGCGGCGGCGCCUAGCUCGCUGCCCGCCAUGGCGAUCCGCAAGAAGAGCAACAAGAACCCGCCUGUGCUGAGCCACGAGUUCGUCGUGCAGAACCACGCAGACAUCGUGUCGUGCGUGGCCAUGAUCUUCCUGCUGGGGCUCAUGUUCGAGAUUACAGCAAAAGCAGCUGUCAUUUUUGUUACACUUCAGUAUAAUGUUACCAUUCCUGCCACAGAAGAGCAAUCUGCAGAAACAAUCUCUCUCUAUCAUUAUGGCAUCAAGGAUUUGGCUACAAUUUUCUUUUACAUGCUUGUAGCAAUAAUCAUACAUGCUAUUAUUCAGGAGUAUGUACUGGAUAAAAUUAACAGGAAAAUGCAUUUUUCAAAAACAAAGCAUAGCAAGUUCAAUGAAUCUGGGCAACUUAGCGCGUUCUACCUUUUCUCCUGUGUUUGGGGCACAAGUAUUCUUGUCUCUGAGAACUAUAUAUCAGAUCCUACCUCUCUGUGGAUGGACUACCCGCACACUCUGAUUCCGUUUCAAAUGAAGUUUUUCUACAUCUCACAGUUGGCAUACUGGUUUCAUGCUUUUCCAGAACUGUACUUCCAGAAAACCAAAAAAGAGGAUAUCUUUCGCCAAAUUGUCUACAUUGGACUUUAUCUCUUUCAUAUUGCUGGAGCCUAUCUUCUAAAUCUGACCCAUCUUGGACUUGUUCUUCUGGUAUUGCAUUACUUCGUUGAAUUUCUUUUCCAUAUAUCCCGACUUUUCUACUUCAGUGAUGAAAGAUAUCAGAAAGGGUUUUCGCUGUGGGCAGUUCUCUUUGUUUUGGGAAGACUUCUCACCUUGAUUCUUUCUGUCCUCACUUUUGGUUUUGGACUGGCAAGAGCAGAAGAUCAGCAGCUCAAUUUCAGUACUGGAAACUUUAAUAUCCUGGCUGUUAGGAUCAGUGUGCUGGCCUCCAUCUGUAUGGCUCAAGCAUUUAUGAUGUGGAAGUUCAUUAAUUUCCAGCUUCGGAGGUGGAGAGAACAUUCUUCUUCUCAGCCUCAGUCAGUGAAAAAGAAGUUUGUAACAGCUAAAGGAAAGACCUCCAGAAAAGAAAGAGAAAAUGGAAUAAAUGGAACAGUCACCUCAAAUGGAGCAGACUCGCCUCGUAGCAGGAAGGAAAAGUCCUCGUAAAACUGGGUUUUAUUAAGUUAAUUGACUAAUGUCCCCAAAGAAUCUGCUUUUUACAUGGAAGGCCCUUCAGCACUAGAGAUGUUACAGAUUAAAGAAAAUACAAUUCAUGUUUUUUGAUUAUUGCUAUUGUUUUGUGAAACUUUUUUUAAAAGCCAUUUUGACUAAGAAGGGUUUAUCUGUCUUCAAAUACUUGGGGAGGGGGGUACAACACUUUUUAAAUAACAUUGACACUUUUUUAAACAUUUAUUGUGAUGAAAUAACUUCACUUAAUGAGGAUCACUGAUGCAAUGUAUUAUUUCCUUCCAGUUUUUGUAAUCUUGGUGAUAUAUCCUGUUCUACCAACAUCACGUUUUCCAAGAAAUAUUGCAAAACUGAAGUAAAGACUUAGUAUAGAUAUCAUAGCUUUUCAGUAUAUUACCUUGAUUCAAAUUUACAGUUCAGAUUGGAUUUCUAAGACCACACCAAAAAGCUCUUUAUUUUGUAGUUAAUAACUACAACGUCUGUUCUAAGAAUUGCCCCGUAUCAUUAAAACAAAACUGAACUGACUGGAAAUGUUGCAGAGUCUUAUUGUCUAUGUUGGUUAGAAAUCUCUUAUAAGGAAUAAAAACCUUUCUGAGAUAUAGCUUUAGCACUUGAAAAUUAGAAGGGAGAGUGUAUGUCAUAGAGUUGAUUUGAGUAGCACUAUUGACUCCUGUCUGUGCUUUUACACUGCACAUAUCUCAGUGUGCAUUGGACCUUUGAAAACUUGUUUGUCUGAUUUUAGAGGGUGGAGGUUCUUGCUGUGUGUUGUUGUGUUUGUUUUAGGAGGCAUGUGAUGCUUCCAUGAAGAGGGAAUUUGUUAGAUAAAUGGAUCAAGUUAUGACAAACAUUCCUUUAUUCUAACUACUCUGAACUACUCUGCUUUGUUUCAGCUCUGUUAGGAAAUAGUUUGAUUCCUUCUAUAUAUAUUUUUAUGAAAAAAAUAUUUAAAAGCUACAACUUCUUAAAAUUGAUUUAUUGUGCCCUUUGCUACAACUGGAAAAAUCUUAAUUUAAGAUUUUUUCCAUAUCUGUCUUUCAUAGUUGUAUUAAAUGUGAAGCUUUGUCCAGUUAAUUUUCCAGUUUAAUAUGCAGUUAAUGUUUUCAUUUGUAUCCCUGUGUAAUGGCUAUAGUUCAUCCUGUUUCACUUAAGAAUGAGUUAAAAACUGAGUUCAGUCUUCAGAAGAAGUUGCUAAAUCAGGCUUUCAAGUUAAAACAAAUAUAGGGCUGCUUAUUGAGUGAGUAGGAGUGAUUAUAGCAACGAAGCUGAUAAAAUAGUUCUAGUUAUAAACUGUAAGUAAAGUUGAGUUGAUGCCCAACAAAAUAAUAAUUCUACAUUCUGUAUCUUUUACAUUUUGGUUACUUACUAUACAGAAUAAACAUUUCUAGUACAAAGUCUUGACUACACAUAGCUAUUCAUUCUUCAAUCACUUUAGUGCUAUUUACAGUUGUUAUGGCAUACUUUGUUACAUGUUUGAACUAAUUUAAGUCAGCUGUUCUUGGGUAAUUGCUUCACAGCUACUGAAGUUAUUACAGGUGUGGACUUGUUUGACCUAAGAACUCUGUGGGGGCAGCAUGCUAUGAAAUAUGCCCAGUCUGCUUCAGUGGGAGUAGCUGUAUUAUGUAUUGGUUUGAAGAAGUAAAAAUUAAGUGGUGUAACUGUGAAUCUAUCAGAUCGGACCAUGAAACUGGAAAACUGGAGCUCACAAAUUUUGAGGGAAUUGUACACAUUAAAUAUUCGCUGCACAAGACCAUGUUUCAUGUCUGAUGUUUCUAACAAAGACCUUCACUGAAUCUGUGUGCCUUGCCUUGAAGUCGUACCUUAAGCCAGAAGGGGCAGAUUUUGACAGUUUCUAGCCUGGUACUUUGAUGCUAAAGCAGUUUGUCUGCAGUUUCUGGUUUUCUUGGUGCUCUCCAAAUCUUAAAGGCCAGGGGAACAAAUUGUGAAGGGAGCUUUUAUGAAGGGAGCUUUUAAGGUACUACUUGAGCUCUUUGAGACUUAUUGGAGUCUGAGGGUUAUAACGAUUGUUUCCCUGAGGCAAACUGUUUCUUGUAAACUUCGUUCUUUGGCACUGUAGUCUUGAAAUGUAAAUUUCAGGUUCACUUCCAAAAACUUCGAGAGUAUAUUCUUGCCUGUCAAUAUUGACAUUGCUUUUUGUCUCCUUUUGGCCUUAUGGACAUUUUUGGCCUUUGGACUUUUCAAAAAGCACUUUUGUUUUCAUGAUGGCUUAAUCUCCAUCCUUGCCUUAUAGUUGCUUGUGCAACAUAGAGUUGCUAUGCUCUGCCUAGUAUUAGACAAGGAUUUCACUUGUCCUAGAAUUUGAAGAAAGCAUUGAAAAUCAGUGUCUGUCUCCUGUAUCAUAACUAAAUAUAUAUAUUUAUAGUUUGGAUGAGUCAUUCUUACUUCCUGCAAAAGCAAUAAUUUUUUUAUUUUUCUCCUUGUGGCAGAACUCCUUGUGAAUUGACAAGAUUUUGAGAGACAUAUUUGAAGUUUGCUAUUACCUGUUUUUACGUCAGAUUAUUAUUUCUUUGCCUGGAUAACUUUUUUGAGUUGCUUAAAAUUCUGAUUUUCAGACCUUACUACAUUUUGGCUCUUCAUUUGUAAUCUAGGAUUCAGUAAGCUGAAAGAAAACUAGUUGUCUAAUCAUGUUUCCAGAAUUUUGGAAUGAGGAAUAUUAGAAAUGGAAAUGACUAAAGAGCUCACUGCGUUCCUAUGCCUAAUAAAAUAAUUCUUGCUUAGCUGCAGUAAUUUAUCCUGGUCAAUUGCCAGGUCUCACAAAGAGAAGGUUUUUUUCCGUGUACAUGGAUUUGAAUUGAGUGGUUCAUACAGACUGUGGUUAGGGUUUUUAUUUUGUUUUGUUAAAGCCCUGCUGUCUUGCCUGAACUCUUUCAAGACUUGCAACAGAUGAUUUCAAACCUUUUUUUCCCCUUAAGUGUAUGUUUGGUUUAUGUGCCAGACUGUCUUACCAAAACUAAUUCUUUAUUUUUACUAACCAAUAUGUAACUUCCAAGUACAAACAUGGAACAUAGAGCAGCUAAAUUAAAUUUUCAGAGUAUUGGCUCUUAUCUGGAUGCUUCCUACUCUUAACUAGUUGCAAAGCUUGUUUUUUGUUUUCCUUUGUGAAUUAUGCAUGAACAUGGCACUUUAGAAACACUGCUUUUUGUGUAAUCCCAUGCCCAAACUUAUGAUUACUCGAGGCAUUUGUCUUUCAGAGAAGGCUCAGACUAUUUCUGGUAGUGUUAUAAUAAGCUUAAAGUAAAUUACUUAAGUUGGGAUAUUGUAUUUGGAAAGUCGGUAGUUCCUGGAAAGCAUUUUGGUGUUUUUCCUAAACUCUUCUUUUCUUGGAAAAUGUUAGUUGUGUUUAUGGAAUUACCCAGAAUUAUUAAAAACAGUGUAAUGCUUUAAGAUACAAGUAAUUUGACUUCCAUAAACAGGGUUAAGAUGCAUCUCCCAUCCUUUUGCUUUUUUUGAAUAUCUUAGGUAACUGCACCUGAAGUGAUUUUGUUGGAGGCAAAACUUGAAAUUGGGCAGGGAAGGGAGCAAUUUCAUAGUCAUGCUAAGCUGAAAGUAAUGUAGGUUGCUGCCAAAUGUGAGGUUCUGCCCCUUCCCUUGUUCUAGCACUAGUAUUUUUGGUUGCAUGGUAAGCUAGAUCAGGGAACUGGUAUGACUGAAAGCUGACGUUGUUGUUCGUUGCUUUUCUUCUGGAUUAAGUUGCCUGAUAGUAAUCCUGGAAGUACACAGAUAUUUGUAUUUAAAUCAAAAGAAAACGUGGGGAGAAAAUGUACAUCAGGGUGUAAGGCAACUGCCACUUUCAACUGCACUUGUGUUAGUUGAAAACUACAGUAGAGUACACUGUAUGGUUUGGAAGACCUCAUUGACGGGAGUCUGGUCUUCAGUACAAGAAGGGAGCUCAUCUAUCUGGUAGCCCUGACAUGCCCAACUAGGUAUUCAUGGAUUUUUGCCAGGUAUUGUGGAGGAAAGGGAAAUAAUAUGCUCUGCUGUAUUGAGGUGCAUUUUAUCUGUCGCAGUUCCUGGGUUUCCAAGAAGUGGAAGAUGAUAAUGGAAAUGUACGAAUAGAAAUCCUGGAUAUGUAAUUUCUCUUGGAUCAAAAAACGAUUACUUUUCUUAAUGGCCAGGAAACUACAGCUGCUUUCUACAUGGACCUUUGUAUAUUGCAGUAGGUCUUCUGGAGAGCUUUGCAAGAAUAUAUUUGUAUGCCUCUGUGGAGGGGGCAAGGAGGGGCUUUUUUUUUUUUUUUUUUUUUUUUUUUUUUUUUUGUCUGUUUUUAAGAAGUUUGUUAGCUGAUUCUUACACUUAAUUUUUGUUCCAUUUGUGAGUCUGCAGUUUAGGGCUUUUCUGUGUUCUAGAAGACUGAAACUAGCUUAAUAGCCACUCUUAAGCUUCUUGUGCAAUAUUGGUCAUUGCUUUCUUAAUUGUUCUCUGCAGAAAAUGUCUGUUUUUAAAGGACUUGAACAUGAGGUAGAAACAGUCAUGAUACUUCUUACAGACCCACUGAGAGCCUGCAUGCAGAGCAAACUGUGUUUGGGUGGACUAGUAUGUUGAUUGUAGUAACAAUCACCUUAUUAUACAAGUACUUAGGUUACUUCUUGCGUAGGGUAUAAGAAUGCCCUACAAAAUGUAGGCUUUGGGGUAAAAUUUAGGAUAGAUCUUUUAAAAGGAAGAGAAUUCUUCAAAAGACUGACAUCAGUCUUCAUCUCGGCGAGUGGUAGGGAUGUGGUUUCCUUUACUGACCAUAAUUUAAAAGAUGAGUGUCCUGUUCAUAUUUGUAUUUCUCACAUUGCUAGUAGCUCACUUGCUUUAUCUUUAAACUGCUUUAAAUCGCUAGUUUCGUCUGGGUGGUUCUUUUUUAUGCCGUAGAUUGUUGUAAGAGAUCUAUAUGGUGAAUAUCCCCCCUUCUCAGUGCUAUCCUCUCCUCUCACUGCUCCCUGAACUAGUUGGUUUUGUAUCUAAUAAGCCUAGUUCUGUACACAUUAAGGAAUUUGGAGUGCUCUUCAGAACUAAAAUAGAAGCAGUGCAUGCCUGAAUAUUUCUAGAUCAGACGUGCAAGAAGUAAUAAGCACAUCAAAGCAAUAUACAGGGUGUCAUCAGAACCCACUUAACGAGAAGUGAAACUCUUAAGAGUUGUAUCAUAACAUAUUUAUCCUAAUUUCAAGUGUAGCGUUUGAAUAUAGCACACAUUCAGAUAGCAAGUGCCUUUCUGUUGGUGAAGCGGAACUACUAUUCGCAUCUGCAACUGUCAGUUCCCCUUGUGUGAGGAUGCGUGAGGAGCUCUGAGCUGCAGCUGUGUUAGACUUCUUUCUACCUUCUAGAGAAGUUCUUUUUAUGUUGACAAGACAAAGAUGACAACUCUAAUUUCAGGUUUAAAAAAUAAAACAUGCUCCCUAGUUUUGAAUCUAAGACAUUUGCUCUUGAUCUCUUUCUUUAUGCGCUGUCAGUUAAUUUUAUUUUGGGUUUCUGCAAGUACUUUAUUCAGCUCAAAGAUGGCAAAUCUGUGAUAAGUGCACCAGAAGUGACAUUUCUUUUUUCUUUUUUUUAAUGUAUGUUUGGAAGAUUUUGCAGAAUCAAGAGUAUCUAAGGUAUAGUUUUUCAGUAUUCAUUUUUUUCCUUAUUUAUUGUUGCUAACAUUAAAGGUCAGGCAUUGUCAUGCAGCACAACACAUUUAUCACUUCUUUACUCCAAACACGAUGUUAUCCAAUCUGCUAUACCAAAGUGAAAUAGGUAUUAGUAAGUGCUGACUGCUUUAGCAGAAAUUGGUAUUCCUGAAUGGUUUUGUUAGUCUCAAAGUUUUCCAUGCUGCAAUUCACUAUUUGUCUUUCUCAUUUAGGAAACUGGGCACUUACGAUCUCUGACUUUUUAGAUUGUACUUCUGUUGUAUACAACUUAACAAAGCUAUCGGCAAAUUAUGGGCAAGAACUUGAUAUUUGUCUGUGUUGUCUUAUGUUAGCUAGAAGGUCAAAUGUUGAAGAAUGUAUCUUGCAUUGUAAUCAACAGAUAAAAAUUUAGUCCAUGGUGAUGGGAAUGCUGUAAUGGGAUAUGAAUCUCAAAUCUUGAGCUCCAGGCUAGAAGCCAAGCCAAAACUAACCUGUGUUCUCACACAGGUGAUUCCUCCUCUUUCUUUCUUAGGUUCAUCAUUACCUUUGUUUCGUUUACUUAGAUUGUAUGUUCUUUGUGGCAAGGGUUGUCUUUUGUGUGUGUACAGUACCCAGGCCAGUAAGGCCUGGAGCCCCAGUCUGUGGAAGUUGUAAUAAGCAGUCACCUUGUUAUCAUUUUCCUGGAUAUCAUAAUAAAGAGUAUCUAAUUAAAA
This is a messenger RNA of Dromaius novaehollandiae (emu), 7620 nucleotides long. It is a transcript of the gene TRAM1, whose product is annotated as translocation associated membrane protein 1. Gene Ontology annotation, cellular component: endoplasmic reticulum membrane. The coding region runs from base 153 to 1277 and encodes 374 amino acids. Gene Ontology annotation, biological process: protein insertion into ER membrane; SRP-dependent cotranslational protein targeting to membrane, translocation. Lineage: Eukaryota; Metazoa; Chordata; Aves; Casuariiformes; Dromaiidae. The record is from RefSeq and is a predicted model, not a curated record. The transcript has 11 exons.